UUUUCAUUUCAGUAUAUAUCUUAAAGGCCAUGUGAUGUUAUAAAUUUCAACGAAUCAGUCAAUCAACUCCCACACGGCGCCAUCACGCGUCUUAAAGUUGCCCUUUUAUAGAUCCCGAAUUUGGCACAAAAGUCCUUUACUGUUGAAAUACGUUUGUUUCUGAUUCUACAGAAUAUCUACAUACGUAGCUUUAUCCAUAUACUUUCCUUUCUCAGUUAGAGUUAAUGGCGGAUUCUGAGUCCGAGCAAAGUGCCAACAUCCAUAGAGACUUCUAUAUUCCUACAUAUAUACUUGCACCGGAUGCUUCGAGCAACAGUAUACGUCUACCUGAUGUACCUACAUGCCCUGUGCUAGUGUUCAUCAACUCUAAAAGUGGAGGUCAACUUGGAGGACAACUUCUUCGUACAUUUCGACAUCUUCUUAACAAAUAUCAGGUUUUUGAUUUGGGAGGAGAAGCUCCUGAUAGUGUUUUACGUAGACUGUAUUUGAAUAUAGAAAUGCUCAAGAGUAAUGGUGAUCAAUUUGCUGCCGAUAUUGAAGAGAGAAUGAGAAUAAUCGUUGCAGGUGGAGAUGGCACGGCUGGCUGGCUUUUAGGAGUUGUAUCUGAUCUCAAACUAUCUCAGCCACCUCCAAUUGCGACAGUGCCUUUGGGAACUGGAAAUAACCUUCCAUUUGCUUUUGGCUGGGGAAAGAAGAAUCCAGGGACCGACCUUAACUCCGUCAUCUCAUUUUUGAAGCAAGUAAUGAAUGCAAAGGAAAUGAAGAUGGACAGUUGGCACAUUCUUAUGAGAAUGAGAGCACCAAAAGGUGAUCCUUGUGAGCCUAUUGCACCGCUGGAAUUGCCUCAUUCUUUGCAUGCCUUUCACCGGGUUUCUCCAUCUAGCAAACUGAAUGUGGAAGGUUUCCAUACAUUCCGUGGAGGUUUCUGGAAUUACUUCAGCAUGGGGAUGGAUGCACAAGUAUCUUAUGCAUUUCACUCAGAGCGAAAGAUGAACCCUGACAAAUUCAAAAACCAACUUGUCAAUCAGAGUUCAUAUUUAAAGCUAGGAUGUACACAAGGAUGGUUUUUUGCCCCCCUCGUUCAUCGUUCUUCGAGGAACAUAGCUCAACUGACCAAGGUUAAAAUAAUGAAAAAGCAGGGUGAAUGGCAAGACCUUCACAUCCCUCCCAGUGUCAGGUCAAUCGUAUGCCUCAACUUGCCUAGCUUUUCCGGUGGACUAAAUCCUUGGGGAACACCAAAUAGCAACAAACGUCGAUAUAGGGACUUGACUCCUCCUUUUGUAGACGAUGGCCUUCUUGAGGUUGUUGGAUUCAGAGAUGCUUGGCACGGAUUGGUCCUCCUUGCUCCCAAAGGACACGGGACACGUCUUGCUCAGGCUCAUCGAAUCCGGUUUGAGUUUCACAAAGCUUCAGCUGAGCAUACGUUUAUGAGGAUUGAUGGGGAACCAUGGAAGCAGCCCCUACCAGAAAAUGAUGACACUGUUGUGGUAGAAAUUUCUCAUCUGGGCCAAGUUAAGAUGCUUGCUACCCAUGACUGCAGAGCCAAAAGCAUACAUGAUCCCUCAAGUCAAUUCAAUCAUGAGGCUGAUGAGGUUGAUAGCGAUGACGAAAAUUCUGUCGAUGAAGAAAGACGAAAAUUUGGGGCAGCAGACACUUUCAAAAUUCCAGAUGAGGUUGAUGUUUCUAGUCUCAGUUAGUUUCCUAGUAGUUCUCCAAUUACCUCUAUAUUCCAUUUGUUGUAUAGUAGACAAAACGAGGCUCCAUGCCAAAUUUAAUGAAAUAGAUAUUUUAGAAGUUUUGCGUAGAAAUUUCCUGACUAAUUGUGGUGUAAAGGAGCAAGUUCAAUGACUUGGUGUAUGAUAAAGGAGGCGCUUGAUUUCA
Molecule: messenger RNA, 1881 nt
Organism: Lycium ferocissimum
Lineage: Eukaryota; Viridiplantae; Streptophyta; Magnoliopsida; Solanales; Solanaceae
Product: diacylglycerol kinase 1-like
Exons: 13
Coding region: 225-1697 (490 amino acids)
Molecular function (GO): ATP-dependent diacylglycerol kinase activity
Source: RefSeq, a predicted model, not a curated record